AUGUCGGAGACAACUAAAAGUCCAGAGAUCGACACAGCAAUCGCUACAAACCACGACUCAGAUGGAUCAAUCGACCUGAGAGCGGAACUGAUCAAUCUUUCUGAGAUUGAUGCCGUUCUCGCGAAGAAAAUGGCGUUGGUAAACGCUGCUAUUGAUGAGAUUGGCAUGACUCCAUUUCAAUGGAAACUGUUUUUCUUAAAUGGAUUUGGAUAUGCUGUGGAUUCUCUUCUGGUAGUUUGUCAAAAUAUCGCGCAGACUGCUGUGAAUCAGGAGUAUCGCAGCCCUAAUGAGAGACUACAAGGCAUUUCACUAGCAUCCCAGGUUGGAUUGCUCGUGGGUGCUGCUGUCUGGGGAUUUUCUGCCGAUGUGGUUGGCCGCAAGCUUGCAUUCAAUACCAGCCUGUUUAUCAGUGCUAUAUUUGUUUUGAUUGCUGGUGCAAUGCCCACUUACGUCUCCUUCUCUGCUAUGGUUGCUAUAUAUUCCGCCAGAGCCGGCGGCAAUUACAUCCUCGAUGCAACCAACUUUCUUGAGUUCCUUCCAGCACGCAAGACUUGGCUUGUUACUGCCUUGGCAGGAUGGUGGGCAGUCGGAUAUACGAUCACCGGCUUAUUCGCAUGGGGGUUCAUGAGCAACUACAGCUGCGAUCCAGAUGCUACAAUGGAAACAUGCCACCGUGCCCAGAACAUGGGGUGGAGGUAUCUCCAUUUCACAUCCGGUGCACUGGUCAUCGUAAUGAGCGUGAUUCGAGUCUUUGUUGUCCGGAUGGUGCAUACACCAAAGUGGCUCAUUAGCCAGAAUCGCGACGAAGAGGUGUAUCAGAUUCUUUUGGAGUUAUCUGAGAAAUACGAUCGACCUUUGAACCUUUCGCUCGAGCAGCUGAAAGCACAGGGACAAGUUAUCAACACGGAAAAAUCAGUUUGGUCCAAGGUUCGACUUGUCAGUCACUUCUCAGGUCUUUUCAGCACUCGCAAAAUGGGCUACUCCACUGUCAUGAUCAUCUUGAAUUGGCUGCUUAUUGGAACCGUCUCACCUCUAUACGGUUUAUUCUUGCCAUUCUACCUGAAACUCAAAGGAUCUGAGACUGGAGAUGACUCAAACUAUACUACCUGGAGAAACUACGCCAUCACGCAAGCUGCCGGACUUAUCGGCCCUCUAAUUGCCGGAUUUUUGGUGGAAAUGCGCUGGUUUGGCCGGAGAGGAACACUGGCCGUCGGUGCUGCCUUGACAACAGCGCUUCAGCUGGGCUACACGCAAGUUAAGACCCCAGCACAGAAUCUGGGAGUAUCAGCGGCUAUUGGAGCUGCUUCUAAUAUCUACUAUGCCACUAUUUAUGCUUAUACGCCCGAAAUUCUGCCUGCCGCUCACCGGGCGACUGGGUAUGCUGUUUGUGUGGUGAUGAAUCGGAUUGGCGGCAUUGUAGGCGUGCUGGUUGGCAGUUACGCAGAUGUUAAUACUGUUGCUCCGCUGUGGGUAUGUGCUGGGCUUUUUGGUGGACUGAUUAUUACGAGCCUAUUGCUACCCUUCGAGAGCCGCGGGAAGAGGACAGUGUAG
Penicillium expansum is the source of this 1551-nucleotide messenger RNA. Its product is annotated as Major facilitator superfamily domain, general substrate transporter. Bases 1 to 1551 code for a protein of 516 amino acids. The record is from RefSeq and is a predicted model, not a curated record. Gene Ontology annotation, biological process: transmembrane transport. Lineage: Eukaryota; Fungi; Ascomycota; Eurotiomycetes; Eurotiales; Aspergillaceae. The transcript is spliced from 3 exons. Gene Ontology annotation, molecular function: transmembrane transporter activity.